ACCUGCCCAGACUUGAGGGGGCUGCCCUCCUGGACUCCCCUCUUCCUGUUUUUUCUCUUUGCAGGCACACGUUCUGGCAGUAUCGCCGUGAGAACCCCCAAACCAAGGUGGGGGAUCCCCCUCCUGACGGGCUGCCCGGCUUCAACAGUGGUGUCCUGCUCCUGAACCUGGAAGCCAUGAGGAAGUCCAAGCUCUACAACCAGCUGCUGGAGCCCACCACGGUGCAGAAGCUGACGGAGAAGUACCACUUCAAGGGCCACCUCGGCGACCAGGAUUUCUUCACCAUGGUGGGGAUGGAGCACCCAGAGCUCUUCCAUGUACUCGACUGCACAUGGAACCGGCAGCUUUGCACGUGGUGGAGGGACCAUGGAUACAGCGACGUGUUUGACCAGUACUUCCAGUGCGAGGGUGAGGUCAAAAUUUACCACGGGAACUGCAACACCCCGAUCCCUGAAGACUAGG
This is a messenger RNA of Eurypyga helias (sunbittern), 462 nucleotides long. It is a transcript of the gene XXYLT1, whose product is annotated as xyloside xylosyltransferase 1. Lineage: Eukaryota; Metazoa; Chordata; Aves; Eurypygiformes; Eurypygidae. The annotation marks the transcript as partial. The record is from RefSeq and is a predicted model, not a curated record. Gene Ontology annotation, molecular function: UDP-xylosyltransferase activity. The transcript has a single exon.